Molecule: messenger RNA, 2484 nt
Organism: Kazachstania africana CBS 2517
Lineage: Eukaryota; Fungi; Ascomycota; Saccharomycetes; Saccharomycetales; Saccharomycetaceae
Exons: 1
Coding region: 1-2484 (827 amino acids)
Biological process (GO): cell division
Molecular function (GO): protein binding
Source: RefSeq, a predicted model, not a curated record
AUGGAAGAUCUCGAAAGUUUAACGACCGAUAUUUUACGUGCAUGUGGUUCAAUGGCACUAGAAAUGGAACUGAGUACAACCGCAAUUAAUAUUUUCUCAAGACUUCUACAAAAAAAUCCAUUUGAUGUAGAAGCUUUGUUAUUAUUAACAAGCGGUUACUUUGAAACCAGAAACUACAUUGGAGUCAUUCACACUUUACUCGGUGCUGUUAACUCAUCAGAAUCCGCCAUUGUAAACGAUUUUAGGAUAUGGAAGCAGCUGGCAGUGUCGUAUUAUAAGCUGCGUCGUUGUGAUGAUGCAAUUCAUGCUGUUGAUCAAGCGCUCUCAUUAGUUCAGGCACAUAACGAAAAGGAAGUAGCAUUAGAUCGGCAGCAAUUGUAUUUGCUUAAGUGCAGAAUUUCAAUCCUAGAAGACUCAAAAACACAAAAUAUUGAACAACUACUAAGAAAAUUUGAAGAUGCGAUAGCCGAAGUUCAAGACUCAAAUACGCCUUACCAUGUGGAAAUUUUGCUCUCCAGGGCUCAAUUACUCAAGAAACAUAGGAGAUAUCAGCAUUGCGAGGAUGACCUGCUAUCGAUAAUAAAAAUACUUUCAAGUCCACCUAGCAGAUUACAAUUUAAACCCCAGGACAUUCUGAAUAAAAUUAAUUAUGUUUGUCAUCUACUUGUCUCAAUCAAUGUGCUUAUGAAUUCGACUGACGAAAUGAACAUUGCUAAUGAACCAUUACACCUUCAGACUUGGGGAACUGUUUUAGGUCAAUUACAAACGGCAUUGUCAUCUUUCCAGCAUACUACAUCUUCUAGCCAUAAAUUAAAAAUAUUAAUGGCACAACUUAGGUGUCUAAGUAAUAUUGAUCUACAAGUUACAGUCGAAAUGUUAAAUAACGAAGUCCUAGUAUCUUCGGGACAGCAUUGUUCAUCAUUAUACUAUAUGAUUGCUCGAGUACUUUUAAAACUCGAUGGUAAAAGCAAUAUUUACCAGGCUUACGAAUGCUUUCAAAAAGCAUUGAAUCUUACUCCUGAAAGGCCAUGCCUGUGGAUUUCGGUUGCUUCUUUAUACUUGCGCCUAGGCCAGCUUGAUGAUGCACUGUCAACCUAUUCUCAAGCAGUACAUCUGGCAUUGUCGAUUGAUUCUGGCUCGGAUAAGCUAUGUAACGGACAUCAGGAUGAUUCACUAAAACAACAUCAUAAAAUGUGCUAUAAUCUUUUCGCUGCAUUCGGUUGGUUUGGAAUAUCACAAGUGUACACUGCCACAGGUGAUUUUUCCCAAGCUAUAGACGCAAUAGGUCAGGCCAUAAAGAUUUUUAAAAUAGCCGAUGAUAUUCGAAAUAUUAAUAACCUCGAGUUAGUACAUUCAAAGCUAUUGAUAUAUGAGGCACGGAGAAAACGUGGAAACUCAGCUCACACAAGCAACCUUACCGUAACAGAGAAAAUCAGAAAUAAAGAUUCCAGUGUUCCACCAAGCAUCGAUUAUUCUUCCACCGCGCACUUACCUAUGCCUUCUGUAGCAUCGUCAUCAUCAAUGAUUUCUUCUGAACUCUCAUCUGUUACGGACUUGAAACAAAAUGUAGACAAUCUUUCGAAUGGAGGGAACUUGAACAGACUCAGCACAGUAAGUUCACAAGUGGAGUAUGACUAUCCAGAUAUUCCUAUUGAAUUGUUAAUAGACUUUGAGACAUAUUGUGAUGACAAUGCGUUUUUGAUAGAGGGAGAUGUUAUGAAAUACAAACCGAUCUUCAGUGGAACCACUAACUCCCAUAAUAGAGAAUAUACUGAUACUUCGAGAAUAAAAACAAAUGAUAUCCACUUUACUCUAAAUUACUCUUCGACAAUACAAGCACCGCCUCAAACUGGCGGUCUGCUUUAUCAGUCACAUCUUGAUCGACUAGAGCGUCAAAAGGCUUCGUAUCCUGAUUAUAGUUCAAACUCUAAUACAAGAUCACCAUUCACCCAUCAAAACCAUCCCUUCACAGAACAGUCUAAUGUGCAAACGAAGCAAACACCAUAUGCUGGUCCUUUCACUUUUAACCCAUCUCAUAGCUUGAACCAUUCUUCUCAACAACCUAUACCCCCAAUUGUUUCAAACGAAAAUACGUUAUCGAACAACUUUAAUUCCCAUAUGCAGAUGGAAGCAUUAAACUCCACAUCUAUUCGGGCUGCAAAUUAUCCUCAAAGCAAUGUACAUUCACAUAGAACACUAGCAUCUUACCAUCCUCAGGCACGGCCGUCGCAUACUCAAUCUCGAGUAAUCAGAGCUCCUCAGUUCAAUGCAGGAACUGCAGGUCUACAAAAUCAAGCACAGAGCCUUGAUUAUACUGCGGGUAAUAUGCAAAACGUCUCAAUGGGAAUAAACUACCCAGGCCAUGUACCAUUAUUACCGUUAAAUGUAAAUCCUUCGACAAAUAUCCCUCACAAUUCAUAUUCAUAUCCGGAACAAAGAUAUAUCAUGGAGCAAAAGCAGCAGUAUUAUAACAAUAAUCCUUAA